Xyrauchen texanus (razorback sucker) is the source of this 10120-nucleotide messenger RNA. Its product is annotated as misshapen-like kinase 1. The record is from RefSeq and is a predicted model, not a curated record. The coding region runs from base 1216 to 5010 and encodes 1264 amino acids. NCBI's taxonomy places the organism in Eukaryota, Metazoa, Chordata, Actinopteri, Cypriniformes, Catostomidae. The transcript has 32 exons. Gene Ontology annotation, molecular function: protein kinase activity; ATP binding. Gene Ontology annotation, biological process: protein phosphorylation.
GUGUGGGGGGAGGAAAGAAAAAAAUGAAAGUGCUUGGAAAAUAGUGUUGUGUUUUCUUGCAGAGGGACGUCACAGUCCGAGCACAGAGAGCAGAAGUAGGAAUAGGAUCAUACCAAGACAGUGGAGAGAGAUCAAUCGGAGAUAUCAAAACAUAAGAUAUAACGCCAGAUGAACAAAGUUUUUUUACCCCCCAGAAGAGUCCUGAGACAAAUCGUUCAAGAAUAUUUGCUAAAUAAUAUGCGUUCAUCGUGACGAGUCGCUGAAAUAAAUGUCCUGGGAUUAAAAAUAAACAAAGGACUGUUUAUGGUUUUCUGUUCUUCCCUCUCUCUUUCUCUCCAACAAAUCGCCGGAGUGUUUUGCGCACAAUCGGGAGGCGCCGCUGACUGACUGACGGCAGGAGGGAACGAAAGUUUGCCAGGCGGGCGGAAUAAUAUUCGACGUAAAGAAUAUUACUGUCCCAAUUGUUUUUCGACAUUGGGACAGCAUAUUUCAAACUGAGACACGUUGUAGAGACGUUUGGAAACUGCGAACAUUUGUUCAGGCGAGCGGUGACAUCGAAAUCCGGAUAGAAAUCCUGUUUUAAGGCGUGUGCGUGGGUUGCGCCGUAACAUGAAGGUGGUGGCAGAUUGACGCGGAUUGCGCGAGAGCCGCUGUUUUGGAGCUGUGCUUCUAAAUUCUACAUUUCUGUUGAUAUAUUUCUGUUCAUACUGCUCGUGUGUUUAUAAAUAUAGUGAUUUUGAUUGAGGUGGGCUUGGUUUAGUUUACGCAGUGCUGUCAACAUGAGUGUAGAGACGGAGCGCAGUGUGGCAUGUCUGUUUGGAUCCGAGCGCCAAUUCAAGCUCAUGUAAAUGUUGCCAUGCAAUCUUUAGGAUUAUAGGCUAAAGCACGGUCAUUUAUCAUCAAUAAACGCUCGCUAAGCUCUCGACCAUCAUCUACUAACAUUUCAUCGCAAGAACAGGAUCGCUUGGGGAAUCUCUCGUUCUCUGAUUUAAACGGUUUUUUUAAUGGUCAGAAAUCCUGCAGCUGUUUUCGCACGCGGUUAAACUGCACGCGACGGGGACGAGCCAAAUGUUUCUCUUGGAAGCUCACAAGUUUUUCUGAACUGUCCUUUGAAAUAAACAUCGUAGAAAAUAAAUCACAACAAUAGUGCGCCUGUACCUGCUGUUUUAGAGAACUUGUAUAUAAUCCUCGCUGCCUUCAUAAAUUGCAGUAAACAUGUCAGAAAACGCACCUACGCGGAGUCUGGAUGACAUCGACCUGGCCGCCCUGCGGGAUCCAGCAGGAAUCUUCGAACUGGUGGAAGUCGUGGGCAAUGGCACUUACGGACAGGUGUACAAGGGUCGUCACGUAAAGACAGGUCAGCUGGCUGCCAUAAAGGUCAUGGAUGUGACUGAAGAAGAAGAGGAGGAGAUUAAAGCUGAGAUUAACAUGCUGAAGAAGUACAGUCACCAUAGAAAUAUUGCCACCUAUUACGGAGCCUUUGUGAAGAAGAGUCCACCAGGAAACGAUGACCAGCUCUGGUUGGUGAUGGAGUUUUGUGGUGCCGGCUCAGUAACAGACCUGGUGAAGAACACAAAAGGAAACUCAUUGAAAGAAGACUGGAUUGCAUAUAUCUGCAGAGAGAUACUGAGAGGUCUGUCUCACCUCCAUACUCAUAAAGUGAUCCACAGAGACAUCAAGGGACAGAAUGUACUGCUUACAGAGAAUGCUGAGGUGAAACUCGUGGAUUUUGGGGUGAGCGCACAGUUGGAUCGUACAGUGGGCAGAAGGAACACUUUCAUUGGCACUCCGUACUGGAUGGCUCCAGAGGUCAUUGCAUGUGAUGAGAAUCCAGACUCCACCUAUGAUUACAGGAGUGAUAUCUGGUCUCUGGGCAUCACCGCUAUAGAGAUGGCUGAAGGAGCACCUCCAUUGUGCGACAUGCAUCCCAUGCGAGCCUUGUUCCUUAUCCCACGGAACCCUCCUCCUAAACUCAAGUCCAAGAAAUGGUCCAAAAAGUUUAUAGACUUCAUUGAGGGCUGUCUGGUAAAGUCAUAUCCGAGUCGACCUUCCACAGAACAGCUACUGAAGCACUCGUUCAUCAGAGAUCAGCCCACAGAGAGACAGGUCCGCAUCCAGCUCAAAGAUCACAUCGACCGCACACGCAAGAAACGUGGUGAAAAGGAGGAGACAGAGUAUGAGUACAGUGGUAGUGAUGAAGAGGAUGAGAACAGAGGAGAUGAGAGAGAGUCCAGCUCUAUUCUGAAUGUUCCUGGUGAGUCGACAUUGCGGAGGGAUUUCCUGCGGCUGCAGCAGGAGAAUAAGGAGCGCUCUGAGGCCUUAAAGAGACAGCAGGUGCAGCUCGCCGCUCAACGCAGAGACCCUGAGGAGCACAAACGCCAGCUGCUGCACGACCGACAGAAACGGAUAGAGGAGCAGAAAGAACAGAGGCGGCGCUUAGAGGAGCAACAGAGGAAGGAGAGGGAGAUGGUGCGGCAGCAACAGGAUAAAGCUCCUCACCGGAGACUCGAUGACAUGAGGCGAGAGGAGGACAGGAGGAUGGCAGAAAGGGAGCAGGAGUUUAUAAGACAUAAGUUGGAGGAAGAACAGCGGCAGUUAGAGAUACUGCAGCAGCAAUUACUGCAGGAGCAGGCUUUGCUAAUGGAGUACAAGCGUAAACAGCUGGAGGAGCAGAGACAGUCUGAGAGACUUCAGAGACAGCUGCAGCAGGAGCAUGCUUACCUCGUCUCACUGCAACAACAGCAGCAGCAAGACAAGAAACCACAGAUGUACCACUACAGCAAGAACCCAGAGAACAACAAACCAGCCUGGGCUAGAGAGGUUGAAGAGCGCAGUAAAUUAAACAGACAAGGCUCUCCCAAAAUCUGCACUACAGUCUCUGACACCAACAUCCAAUCACGUUCUGAAUCAAUCAACCAAUCAGGAGCUGCUCAGACUCCACCCAUGCAGAGACCUGUGGAACCGCAGGGUGGACAGGGAAAGGAUCCCUCUCCCACACCCACACCUCGCCCUCUACACUCCAGAGAACUAGUCCGUCAAAAUUCUGACCCCACCUCUGAGACCCCCGUCCCUCAGUCACGGCCAAUGAGAGAUGACCGAGGACCCUGGAUCCGUCUUCCUGAGAUUGAGCAGCCUCCUAAAAUUCCUCAGAGAACAGCCUCCAUAGCCACUUCACUGAACACAAAUCUCUCCUCUGGUAUCAGACACCCAGUCCGAGCAAGUAAUCCAGAUCUGAGUCGUAAUGAACGUUGGGAGCGAGGCGACAGUAUGAGCAUCAUGUCCAACCUGCCACAGACCGGCUCUCUAGAGAGACAUCGCAUACUCAGCUCUUCAAAGAUGGACACCUCCCCCACCCUGUCUCAUGAUGGUCGACACAAACCAGGAGAAUCCCGUACCUCAUCCAGACCGAGCAGGCCAGCGAGCUAUAAGAGAGCAAUAGGAGAGGACCAUGGACUAUACUCUAAGGAGCGGGCAGAGGAGCAGCCACGACCCCCGGUGAAGGCUAAUGAUUACUCCUCUUCCUCAGAAAGCAGCGAGAGCAGUGAAGAGAGUGAGAGUGGAGAGGGAGUCGAAGAGGAGAGCCCUACUGACCGCACACGUGAUGCAGAUUCUGACUCUGUGAACACUAUGGUGGUCCAUGAGGAGGAGGAAGGUGGAGGAGAGGAAGAACGUGCUGGAGGAUAUGGGGACCAAACCAUGCUUGUACAGAGGCAGACCCCAGAGAAGCGUAGUCAUAAUGGAUACACCAACCUGCCUGAUGUGGUUCAGCCCUCCCACUCUCCCACAGAAUCGGCCUCCCACUCUUCUCCUGGGAAAGACUCUACAUAUGACUAUCAGUCCAGGGGAUUGGUGAAGGCCUCUGGAAAAUCCUCAUUUACUACUUUUGUGGACCUUGGAAUGUACCAACCAUCAGGAGACACAGAUAACAUGCCUGUUGGGGGUUUGGGCUCUCGUUUUGAGCAGCUGAAGCUGGAGGUGAGGAAGGGCUCGAUGGUCAAUGUCAAUCCCACCAACACUCGUCCAGUCAGUGACACUCCUGAAAUCCGCAAGUACAAGAAGAGAUUUAACGCUGAGAUCCUGUGUGCUGCUCUCUGGGGUGUGAAUCUGCUGGUAGGAACAGAGAAUGGUCUGAAGCUGCUGGAUCGCAGUGGACAGGGAAAAGUUUAUCCACUGAUCAACUCACGCAGGUUUCAGCAGAUGGAUGUUCUGGAGGGUCUCAAUCUACUCAUUACAAUAUCAGGAAAGAAAAAUAAGGUACGUGUAUAUUAUCUGGCCUGGCUGAGGAACAAAAUCCUCCAUAAUGACCCAGAGGUGGAGAAGAAACAGGGCUGGACCACUGUAGGGGAAAUGGAGGGCUGUGUCCACUACAAAGUGGUGAAAUAUGAAAGGAUUAAGUUUUUGGUUAUCGCUCUGAAGAAUGCCGUGGAGGUUUAUGCUUGGGCUCCCAAACCUUACCACAAAUUCAUGGCCUUCAAGUCAUUUGGUGACCUGCCUCAUAGGCCUCUGUUGGUUGACCUCACAGUGGAGGAAGGCCAAAGGUUAAAGGUCAUCUAUGGGUCAAGCGCUGGCUUCCAUGCCAUUGAUGUUGACUCCGGAAACAACUAUGACAUCUACAUUCCUGUGCAUAUCCAGUCCCAGGUGACUCCUCAUGCAAUUGUAUUCCUGCCCAACUCCGAUGGGAUGGAGAUGCUGUUGUGUUAUGAGGACGAGGGGGUUUAUGUCAACACAUAUGGGCGCAUCAUUAAAGAUGUGGUGCUGCAGUGGGGAGAAAUGCCCACAUCUGUGGCCCAUAUCUGCUCUAAUCAAAUUAUGGGCUGGGGAGAGAAAGCCAUUGAGAUCCGAUCUGUUGAGACGGGACACCUGGAUGGAGUCUUCAUGCACAAGAGAGCUCAGAGGCUUAAGUUCUUGUGUGAAAGAAAUGACAAGGUGUUUUUUGCAUCAGUGCGUUCUGGUGGCAGUAGUCAGGUCUACUUCAUGACCCUCAAUAGAAACUGCAUCAUGAACUGGUGAAAGAGCUGCCACAUAAACAAGAGUCUGCUGUGUGCACACAUACAAACACUGAAGAGUCCUCACACAAUACAGUUUCUCACAUACACACACUGUAAAUACAAACCCAUAAUCUUGAACAAGCCUACAGACGUAACACGCAUACACUUACUUAGAUAUAUACUUCCUGAAAACACUCCUUCACCAUCUUUGUUCUCUGAGCCAACUGUACAAGGAGUGUGUGUAUGUACUGUGAGCACUGCUGACCUCUGACAGAGCAAUGUUGUGUACAACUAAUUCCAAACGUUUCACUUUCAGCUCACUUAGCCCUGUAACAUUCCUCUCUGAUCAUUUCUGACAUUUGUAAGACCAGACAAAAUGGCUUACUGUACUUUCUUUCUAGAAAUGUAUGCAAGCUAAGAGAAUGACAACAUUUCUGCAUGUCUUCUGACACAGCAGCUGUGUGUAUGUGUGGUUGAGACUUUAUAAGCUACUAAGAGCAGCAGAAACAACUUGAAACUCUGCGGUGGUAGAGGUACUUCAACAUCUGUAAUUUUCCAUUUCCACUGUAUAGUGUAGUCGUUUGUAAGUGGUUGCAUUCAAAGUUUCGAAUACAAGUGAUAUAAUGUUUUCUUUUCAAGAAGUAGAAGUUAAGACAAUGAUUUCAGAAAUCAAACUAUCGGUUUUAACAUAUUCUGACAUGUUACCCUUCUGAGGGAGGGAAGAAUACAGGUUUUGCUUUCUUGAUAAAUAAACAAUAAUCCGACGCCUGUUUCGCCGAACCGUUUGUUCGAGGGAAACGCCUUUGGUGGCCACUAACAGAGCAGAAUGCAGCAUUUUGCAUUUCCACUUGUCAGCUGGUGAGACCGAGUCACCCACAAUGGUCUUUUUAUUUUGCUUUUCAAAGCACUUUUUAUUUCUAUGUGGGAACUAUCAUCAUCUACUACAGUUUGAUAUUCUCUGUACGUAAACGUAAUCUGUAUUACUCCUUUUAUUAUCUGCUGUUCAAUAGCUGUUCUAUUGCAAUACGUGCUGUGUGCUUGUUCUUGUAUGAAGUAUUAUGCGGGAGUUUCUCUUUGGUUAUUCUAAUUCUAGAGGCAGGAAGUUAUGAUGAAGUGCUUUUUUUGGCAGCAUAAAUGCAUAGUUCAGUUACCACUGUGUAAAUUGUACAUAGAAGCCAUGAACGCAUUUAGAUAAAAGUGUUGUUUGUAUGCACAAGGCACAUGAGUAUUUUUUAGUUAAAACACCACUACUGCAUAAUACAAAAUUAGCAUUUUUCUCACCUCUGAUAGUUAUUUCAUAACUGAGUCAUGUGUUUAUGCUGUCAAAAUUGCUUGAUGUUCUUGAAAAUGUAGUUUUUUUUUCUUCAUGUUUGGACCCCACCAUUUUUAGCAACAAAAAUGUCAUGAUUUAGACAAAGACUUGGGCAUGGAUCUGAGCAAAAAUAUUCUUGUGUAUCUGAUGGUGUGCAAAAGAAAGAUGUGUGUGUGUGAUUGUGUAUGUAUCAGUGGGAAAUAUUACUCCGUAACAUACAGUAGGAUCAGUAUAAAGCAAUAGUACUGUAUAAUGAUUAGUGAUUGGUUUGUACCUGGUAUUAAUGUCUCCAGCUUUGCAAUACUAAACCAGAGAUUAUUUUCUAGCUAUUCACUCAUCUACAUCUACAGCAUAGUGAACAUAUUCAAAGUAUUUACCUGCUUACUGGUCUAAAACAUUUUAGAACACCUGUUCAGAAUCUAGUCUUCUAUCCCUAUUUAUCAAAGACAGUUUGUUAAAUACACGAUGGUAUGUUACAUACUUAAAAAUGCUGCCUUUAAAAAACGUCUUGUGUAUGAUGAGCUAAUUCUAUUUGAACAUAUUGAUGCACUUUGGUCCUUCCUAAACAUUAUUUCUAGUUAAUAACCGUAAAUUAUUUUUAAGCACUGAUUUGUACAGUAGCUUGUGGCAGUACAAUCAUCAUCAUCAUCAUCAGUUACCUAAUAGCCCCUCCCCUCCCCAAGCUGGACAUAUUGGCUGCUGUCACACAGUGACACUUGUCUAGACAAGCACUCAACUGUGAUGACACAUUCAAUCAGUCAUCAUUAAAAUAAAGCAAUGUUGAGUGGAACACUUCAGACAAGUACAAAUAAUUAUACAUUGUUAAAAUUGCAUUUUGGAGAAAAACAAACCAAACUUAAAUAUGUUUAUCUGAACUGGACACUACUGUGCCAUUGUGACAUUCUCUUUUUCAAACAUUUCAAACCUUUUGUCCACCUCCCUUAUUAUCUGUAACUCUUUCAAUCUCUUACUAUAGAAUUUGAAGCAAUUUCGUGCUUCGUAAAUCAAACUGCCAUGUUUACUGAAACAACAGUGCCUUGGAUUGGGGUUGGGUGUAUUUGCUUGAUUGUGUGUAUGGGUGAGCGAUGAAUGAGCAAGUAAUUGACCUUCAGGGAAGAGAAAAGUUAGUGAUCGAGAUAAAAAAAUAUAUAAAUAAAACUAAAUCCAUUUCGUUGUUCAGUUAGGGGUCUUGUGCCAACAAAGUGCACUUAAACGGACAAAAACCAGAGCACCAAGACAGGCUCCUCUCUCAAUCUUUUUUUUUGAGCACAAAAGCCAUGCCAUAUAGAGUUCAUUGCUGCAGUUUUAGCGCAGUGUAUUCCUCCACAGUAUUUAUAAUAAGCUUGUUUAAACGCCAUUCAAUUAGGUGAAAAACUACUUAGAUGACAAGACCGAGCACUUUAUUCCGGAGUGGACGAUUAUUAGCUUGAAUAUCAUUGGCUUUAUAAUUUUGCCAAAAAGGGGAAGCCUCUGGGUAUCAUGCACAAACAUUAAAAAGGGUUUGGGUUGUCAUGGUGAGGAGCUCGAUUCAUGCAUUGUGAUGGAACGGUUCCCAGCAUUCCGGAGAGCUCUUGAAAUUUGGUGAGAUUUUGACUUGAUGCUUACUAGUGAAUGCGUACAACACAUUUUUCACACUACUGGAUGACAUAAUUUAUGUUUUUAUAUCAGAUUUUUGAUGUAAUAAAGAAAUUAUUAUAGAGAGGAAACAUGCUUUGACACUAAGGUAAAUGGAAGAAUUUAUAUUAGGAUUAUAAUGGCCUGUCUGUUUGGAAAAACAAAGGAAAUUGUUAUAUAAUUUUUCUUUUAUACCUAAAAUAUAUGGAAAUGUAUCUAAAAAGAAUUUAAUGAACAACCAUAGAAAUCAAUAAAACAAAGGAAUGCAUUUGUACAUGUAACAUUUUGCUGGCUGGAUAACAAUAUGAGACCAAUGCUUCUUUCUGUGUCGCAGUCAAAGCUGUACCUAAGGCUGUAACAUUCAGUUAGACUCCUCUCUCUCCCCUCUGUUUCCCAGCAAGUGUUAUAAAAGAGAGUGUGGGUGUGCGAAUGUGCAUGUGUGAAUAGGAGAGCUAUUUUUGAUCUGAGUGUGUGCUGUUCAUUAUUCCCUUAGUGGAAAGAGAGUAGGGGGAGAAAAGAAGACCAGUCAAAAGCUAUUGAGGACCAGUAUGGUCAAACAUACACUCAAAUCAUCACCACUGGACUCAAGCCACAAUAUGACUUGCAUCAUAUUUGUAAAAGCCACCAGUAACCAAAUUUAAAAUUUUAGUCCAUUCUAUAGCAAUGGACCACACUCUUGAUCUCACAGUAUAAGACUGACUUCAGAUUUAAAGCUACAAGCUCGAAUGGCUGAUUAAUAUGGAUGUUUUCUCUUGUGUGAGGUUACAGGUGACGUGUACCUGUAUCUACAGGUACACGUCAUUGGCUUAUUUGGCAACUUUCCAGGCAUAAUGAAUGUAUUCAGUUUGUUUUAUCCUGGUCUGUUCAAUCACCCAAAUCCAGACUGGGAUAAAAUGUUGCCAACUUUUGAAAUUCUCAAAUGUGAGUGCUCUUUAAUGAAUGGUGGAAGAACUGAUGCCUAGUUUGAGCUCUGUUGGAUUAAAUACUUAUCACACAGCUGGGUCAGAUGUCUAUAACUGCAGUUGUCUUCAUUCUGGCUCAGGUGCACAUGCUUCAUUUGAAAUAUGUAAAGAUGAGAUUUGACACUUCAUCCACAAGUUCCCUCCUGCACAGUCCACAAGAUAAAACAAAUUUGAACAAAUGCUCCUCUGACAUUAUUGUUAAAUCCUCUUGCUCAUUCACUUACCGGUAAAUAUUCAACAAUAGCCAGUCUUUCAAAUGCUAGACCAGGUUGUGUUUAGCAGUCGCAGAAAGGUCUGGAGCUAUCUGGUUUAAGGCCUUUACUGCGGUGUUUGAGGUAUAUAUCUAGUUUACAUGCCAUUAGCACUACGCUAACAAAUGGCAUUUCUCUUGUUGUUCUCUAGUAAUACGAAUUAAUCCCUUAGCUGAUUUUGUAAAAUAUUUACUACUCCAAAGAGGGGGAGGGGGGGGGGGGACUUUGUUUUGUUCUUUUGGGUUCAUCUUAUAGCAGUAGCCAGGAGAGGUUAAUGGUUGUUUUGGAGGUCUUAAUAAAGUUGAUCCUCUGUGAUGGGUUGAUUAUCAUUCUUUUCAUUUCUUCCCCCCCAAGUCUUUGUUUCAGAAAAAAGUUGAUGUUUCAGCCAUAUUUUAGUUUACGUUUAGGAGAAUGAAUGUUUCAAAUGAUUUUAAAGUCUUAAAGAUUGAAUGCAUUCACAAGUCUGUAAUGUCUUAAAGCAUUAUUUGAGAAUAAAAAUUACUUGAUCUCUGUUAAGAUUGUUACUCCUUUUUUCCCCUUUCACCCCAAUUUAUUAAUUUUAUUUUUAAAAACAAUACAUUUAAUUUGUUUGAAACAUGUUUUUAACUUUGUUGUACAUGCACUGUGUUUUUAUGGUCCGUUAAAGAAUAGUCAAUAAAAUAGUUUUCUAUCCACACUUUCAGUAUGUUUACAUGCACUUUAAAGUUCCAUUUCAGUCAGACCAAAACAAUCUUUCAAAUGUGUAAAUGCCUGGAAAUUAUACCAGUUUAAUUUGAGAAGUUGGACUAAAAGACCUAGAUAAUGAGAUUUAAGCUUGGCUAGUUCUAGCAUGUACUGUAUACAUGUUAAUCAGACUACAUUUGGCCUCAACCUGCAUUGUGAAUAUGCUCCAAUAGACAGAUGUGGCGUGUAACAUUUUUUGCAACACUUCCUUAGCUGAUGUCCUUCCUCCAAGUAUGCAAUUACACAUCGUGUCAUGUGUACUUAGAGAAA